CUUCUAAAGUAAAGCGCGACGCUUUCUUGAGGUACGGACUGGAGAAUACCAUGCCAUCGACGCGUUGAGCUCAUUUACGGCUGCAUACGGGCGUUUUGCACUGGGAAAUUAAGCUAUAUCUCCGAAUCCGCCUGCGAUACGCACAGAGGGGCUCUACAAAACCCAACUGUGGAUGUAACUGUUGCACUUUGAACACAGACAUGAACCACUGAGACAGCAAAAGAAAAAAAAGCCUGGAAUACGCUUGAGGGAAGAGCUUUGUCUCAUUCCCCCCUCCACAUUAGAAGGUUUGGAAUCAUGAGGUCCUUGUGGCUGCUGGUAUUUUCCGUCUCUGUUUUGACCGGGACCAACAUGGCGUUUCCCAUGACUCCUACUGAACCCCCUGAAGUCUCCGGGAGCUUCAGGGUUAAAGACACGAGCCUCACGCACCUCACCGUGCACCGCAAGACUGGCGAGGUGUUCGUCGGCGCGAUAAACCGAGUCUAUAAGCUCUCCGCCAAUCUGACCGAAAUGCGCUCGCACCAGACGGGUCCCGUGGAGGACAACGCCAAGUGCUACCCGCCCCCCAGCGUACGACCAUGCACGCAGAAACUGGAAUCCACAGACAACGUCAACAAAUUGCUGCUGGUUGAUUACGCUGGCAACCGUCUGGUGGCUUGUGGAAGCAUCUGGCAGGGUGUGUGCCAGUUCCUGCGGCUGGAAGAUCUCUUCAAGCUUGGUGAACCGCAUCACCGUAAAGAACACUACCUCUCGGGAGCCAAAGAGCCAGAUGGGAUGGCUGGAGUUGUGGUGGGCGAUGACGACGGAGACUUGAAGAAGAAAAAGAAAGGUGACAGCCGCCUCUUCAUUGGCGCCGCCAUCGAUGGCAAAUCCGAGUAUUUCCCAACCCUAUCCAGCCGUAAACUGGUGGCAGAUGAGGAGAAAAUGGAAAUGUUCAGCUUGGUUUACCAAGAUGAGUUUGUGUCCUCUCAAAUCAAGAUACCUUCAGACACCCUGUCUCAAUAUCCCGCAUUCGACAUCUACUACGUUUACGGGUUCUCCAGCCGUACAUACAUCUAUUUCCUCACUUUGCAACUGGAUACCCAGCUCACCCAGGUGGAUGCGACAGGCGAGAAGUUCUUUACCUCAAAAAUUGUCCGCAUGUGCUCCAAUGACACUGAAUUCUACUCCUACGUCGAGUUUCCACUUGGGUGCACCAAGGAUGGUGUGGAAUACCGGCUUGUCCAAGCCGCCUACAAACACCGUCCUGGGAAGAUUCUGGCCCAGGCUCUCGGCCUCUCUGAGGACGAGGAUGUCCUGUUUGUGAUCUUUUCCCAGGGUCAGAAGAACAGGGCUAACCCACCGAGAGAAACAGUGCUGUGCCUCUUCACGUUGCACCAGAUCAACCUGGCCAUGCGAGAGAGGAUCAAGUCGUGUUACCGCGGGGAAGGAAAGCUGUCUCUGCCAUGGUUGCUCAACAAGGAACUGCCUUGUAUUAAUACGCCCAAGCAGAUUGGCGAUGAUUUCUGUGGCCUGGUUCUGAACCAGCCUCUCGGAGGACUGAGGGUCAUUGAGGGCACUCCUCUGUUUGACGACCGCGCUGACGGAAUGGCGUCCGUGGCCGCGUACACGUACGGAGGUCAUUCGGUGGUGUUCGUGGGGACUCGCAGUGGCCACCUCAAGAAGAUUCGAGUGGAUGGUAUACCGCCGCCUUCGGAGAACGCUCUGCUGUAUGAGACGGUCACUGUCGUGGAGGGAAGCCCGAUUCUCCGUGACAUGGUGUUCAGUCCUGAUUAUCAGUACAUCUAUCUGCUGAGCGACAAACAGGUGAGUCGUCUGCCUGUGGAGAGCUGUUCUCAGUACAGCAGCUGUAAGACGUGUCUGGGCUCAGGAGAUCCUCACUGCGGCUGGUGUGUCCUGCAUAACAAGUGCUCCAGAAAGGAAGCCUGCGAGAAGUGGGCCGAGCCGCUUCACUUCAGUACGGAGCUGAAACAGUGUGUUGACAUCACUGUCACUCCUGAUAACAUGUCCGUGACCUCCGCUUCCACACAGCUGAGUGUGAAGGUAGCUAACGUCCCGAACCUCUCCGCUGGGGUGACCUGUGUGUUUGAGGAGCUAACGGAGAGUCCAGGAGAAGUGCUGGCCAAAGGACAAAUCCUCUGCAUGUCCCCAUCCCUGCGGGACGUCCCAUCUGUCACCCAGGGAUACGGUGAUAAACGGGUCGUGAAGCUCUCUCUGAAGUCCAAAGAGACGGGUCUCAAAUUCAUCACCACCGAUUUCAUCUUCUACAACUGCAGUGUCUUGCAAUCGUGUUCGUCGUGUGUUAGCAGCCCUUUCCCCUGCAACUGGUGUAAAUAUCGCCACAUCUGCACUAAUAACGUUGCUGAGUGCUCUUUCCAGGAAGGUCGAGUGAGCAGCGCAGAGGGUUGCCCGCAGAUUCUGCCUAGCAGCGACAUCCUGGUACCGGCGGGGAUCGUUCGGCCAAUCACACUGCGAGCUCGGAACUUGCCCCAGCCUCAAUCGGGACAAAAGAACUACGAGUGCGUCUUUAAAAUCCAGGGCAAAGUUCAGCGUAUUCCCGCGGUCCGUUUCAACAGCUCCUGCAUCCAGUGCCAGAACACUUCGUACUGGUAUGAAGGGAAUGAGAUGGGAGACCUGCCUGUGGAUUUCUCCAUCGUAUGGGACGGUGACUUUCCCAUCGACAAGCCGUCAUCCAUGCGAGCUCUCCUGUAUAAGUGUGAAGCUCAGAGGGACAGCUGUGGACUCUGUCUGAAGGCAGACAGCAUGUUUGAGUGUGGCUGGUGUUUGGCCGAUAAGAAGUGUCUCCUGAAGCAACACUGUCCAUCACCCGAACACAACUGGAUGCAUCAGGGACGCCGCAACGUACGCUGCAGCCAUCCACGAAUCACAAAGAUCCGUCCACUGACGGGGCCGAAGGAGGGCGGCACACGCGUGACCAUCGAAGGAGAGAAUCUGGGGCUGCAGGUUCGAGAGAUCACGCAUGUGCGUGUGGCGGGGGUUCGCUGCAACCCUGCUGCGUCUGAAUACAUCAGCGCUGAGAGGAUCGUGUGUGAUAUGGAGGAAUCUCUGAUGUCAAGUCCCCCUGGUGGUCCGGUGGAGCUGUGUAUCGGUGACUGCAGCGCUGAGUAUCGAACCCAGUCGUCUCAGAUGUACUCUUUUGUGACUCCGAGUUUUAACCGGGUGCGGCCGGAGAAAGGACCCGUGUCUGGCGGGACCAGGCUGACUAUCUCAGGCCGACAUCUGGACGCCGGGAGCGCUGUGACCGUGUUUUUGGCCCAGGAAGAGUGUCUGUUUGUCAGGAGAACGGUGCGUGAGAUAGUGUGUGUAACGCCACCCUCAGCAUCAGGCUCUGGGACUUCAUCCGUCAAGCUGUUCAUUGACAAGGCCGAAGUCACCAGCGUUACACAUUACAUUUACACUGAAGAUCCAACCAUUUCCAGCGUGGAGCCCAACUGGAGCAUCAUUAAUGGUAGCACCACCCUCACGGUCACAGGAACCAAUCUGCUCACCAUUCAGGAACCCAAAGUCAGAGCCAAAUAUGGAGGAGUGGAGACCACAAACGUUUGUACGUUGGUGAAUGACUCUGUCAUGACGUGCUUGGCUCCGGGCAUCAUCUACACCAAACGGCAGGUUCCAGAUUGUGGAGUUCAUCCGGAUGAGUUCGGCUUCAUCCUGGACCAUGUGUCCGCCCUCCUCAUCCUCAAUGGAACUCCUUUCACGUACUAUCCAAACCCGACCUUCGACCCCCUUGGGAUUGCUGGGAUUCUGGAGGUCAAACCAGGAUCGCCCAUCAUCUUGAAGGGCAAGAAUCUCAUCCCUCCUGCUCCUGGCAACGCCCGCCUGAAUUACAGCGUGAUGAUUGGAGAAACGCCCUGUCUGUUAACAGUCUCUGAAUCUCAGCUGCUCUGUGAUUCACCGGAUCUGACCGGAGAACAGCGAGUAAUGAUUCUCGUGGGCGGCCUGGAAUAUUCUCCUGGAAUGCUUCACAUCUAUUCCGAUAGCACUCUCACGCUGCCCGCCAUCAUCGGAAUCGGAGCCGGUGGCGGCGUCCUCCUCAUCGCCAUCAUCGCCGUGCUCAUCGCCUACAAGCGCAAGACGCGGGACGCCGACCGCACGCUCAAACGCCUACAGUUGCAGAUGGACAAUCUGGAGUCCCGUGUCGCACUAGAGUGCAAGGAAGCAUUCGCUGAGCUGCAGACAGACAUCCAAGAGCUGACAAACGACAUGGACGGUGUGAAGAUCCCUUUCCUGGAGUAUCGUACCUACACCAUGAGAGUGAUGUUCCCUGGCAUCGAAGAACACCCGGUUCUAAAGGAGCUGGACUCGCCGGCAAAUGUGGAGAAGGCCCUGCGCUUGUUCAGUCAACUGCUGCACAACAAGAUGUUCCUGCUGACCUUCAUCCACACGCUGGAGGCUCAAAGGUCCUUCUCCAUGCGGGAUCGCGGCAAUGUGGCCUCCCUCCUCAUGGCGGCGCUGCAGGGACGGAUGGAGUAUGCCACUGUGGUUCUCAAACAGCUUCUUGCUGACCUGAUCGAAAAGAACCUAGAGAACCGUAACCAUCCCAAACUACUGCUUAGACGUACUGAGUCGGUGGCUGAGAAGAUGCUCACUAACUGGUUCACGUUCCUACUGCACCGCUUCCUCAAGGAGUGUGCUGGCGAGCCUCUGUUUAUGCUGUACUGUGCUAUAAAACAGCAGAUGGAAAAAGGUCCCAUAGACGCCAUCACAGGAGAGGCCAGAUACUCCCUGAGCGAAGACAAGCUCAUCCGACAGCAAAUCGACUACAAGCAGCUGACGCUCAUGUGUAUUCCUCCGGAGGGAGAGGCCGGUACAGAAAUCCCCGUUAAGGUGCUAAACUGUGACACGAUCACUCAGGUGAAGGACAAGCUGCUAGAUGCUGUUUACAAAGGAAUCCCGUACUCACAGCGCCCGCAGGCCGACGACAUGGACCUGGAAUGGCGGCAGGGUCGACUGACCAGAAUCAUCCUCCAGGAUGAAGACGUCACCACAAAGAUCGAGAGCGACUGGAAGAGAUUGAACACAUUGGCGCACUACCAGGUGACAGAUGGGUCUUUGGUGGCUUUGGUUCAGAAGCAAGUAUCCGCUUACAACAUCGCCAACUCCUUCACGUUCACUCGCUCUCUCAGUCGAUACGAGAGCCUGCUGAGGACGUCUAGUAGUCCAGACAGCCUUCGAUCCAGGGCUCCCAUGAUCACACCUGACCAAGAGACAGGCACCAAACUCUGGCACCUGGUGAAGAACCAUGAGCACGCAGACCAGCGGGAGGGAGACCGUGGGAGCAAGAUGGUGUCUGAGAUUUACCUCACACGCUUACUGGCUACCAAGGGCACACUGCAGAAGUUUGUGGACGAUCUUUUUGAGACUGUGUUCAGUACGGCCCAUCGCGGCAGCGCUCUCCCGCUGGCCAUCAAAUACAUGUUUGAUUUCCUGGAUGAGCAAGCAGACAAGAGACAGAUCACCGACCCGGACGUACGGCACACCUGGAAGAGCAACUGCCUUCCUCUGCGGUUUUGGGUCAACGUGAUAAAAAACCCUCAGUUUGUCUUUGACAUCCACAAGAACAGUAUUACAGACGCCUGUCUGUCAGUGGUGGCUCAGACCUUCAUGGACUCCUGCUCGACGUCUGAGCAUCGCCUGGGCAAAGACUCUCCGUCAAACAAGCUCCUCUAUGCUAAAGACAUCCCCAACUACAAGAGCUGGGUGGAGAGAUAUUACCGAGACAUCAGCAAGAUGCCAAGUAUCAGUGAUCAGGACAUGGAUGCCUAUCUAGUAGAGCAGUCCCGUCUCCAUGGCAACGAGUUCAACACGCUGAGCGCGCUCAGUGAACUGUACUUCUACAUCAACAAGUACAAGGAAGAGAUUUUGACAUCGCUAGACAGAGAUGGUUACUGUCGCAAACACAAGCUACGACACAAACUGGAACAAGCCAUUAACCUGAUGUCUGGCAGCAGCUGAGGGCGGUGACGGAUUGGAUGGGACGGGAGGGGAAGCGUUCAGGGGGUUUGGGGGGAAGGUUGAGACUGAACUGAUGGAGUCCGGCGGACCGACAUCCACGUGUCAGAACAUCCACGGCUUGUGCUAGCAGAAGGUGAGGCUAAAACACUGGACAAUCAACUCUAAAGGAACCACAGCACAGCAUACGAAGCCCAAUGUUUUUCUGGACCAGAACCUGUACGCCCAAACGCCCGCACUCCCUAAUGCCCAGACCGAACGCUGUUCAUAUCGGCCUGCCUAACAAACUAUUCAACACGGACUACUGUGGAUCAGAUACAUUCCAAUGAGGAAAGGUGCACGUGCUCUUGCCUUGGAAGCCAAAUUGCCAAGAUAGUGCCAUGGAAGAAAAUAUCUGACUUUCUGGGAGAGAAAAGAAGCAACAUGUUUUAGUAAUGCAUUCGGCGAGUAAUCUGAAAACAGUUCUUCAUAUCGACCUCCGAGAGACGCCUCAAAAACAAUCACAGUCGCGCAACGAGCUCCAUUAACGAAAAUGAAGAUAUUUAUAUCGGAAUGAAUCAAAAUGGAGAGACCAAAUGCAUUAUGGGUAGUGUUGAGGCUGGGCAAAAUGGGAGGAACCUUCUCCUCCUCAUCUCGAAAUUGCCAUAGACCUAUAAAAGCGCCUUUUCUCUCGUUUUCGUUCUUUUUUUGUGAUUAUGGGGCCAAAUGGACCUCUACUUGUCAAGAGGUAUGGAUCAGCAUCUUUUGAAGCUUGCCUUUUCGUUGCGUCCGGAUAUGACUCCCCGAACCCUUGCCGAAAUGUACCCCGGGAUAGGCGUUCGUCCCUUGGGGGGACAUUUCUGCUCUCUUUGCUUUUUUGUACACCGCUGUGUUACUGUGAGGUUUGGAGUGUUUACUCGGAUUCUGUGGUUCUUCUCCAAGACUGCGUUGGCGAGGGCCGAGUUUUGUCCCUUGAUGACAGGCAUCUUUAAUGUAGUAGAUCCAUCUAGAGCAAUAACUCUCAGAUUUACCUGCAAGCCAUGAGUUUAAGUUCCCUGUGUGUUCAGAUUCACCGUCCUGACUCUAAAUUUUCAACGUUAGCAGUUGGCGAGUCGCGCUCCUUUUCAUUUCCCUGUUGUUGUUCCAGCCAAAACGUGUUCACAAUGCCAAGCACAACGAAGGGACGACUGUUCAACUCUGAUUGUUUUCUCGCCGUUUCAGCAGGCCAAUGCAAUUUUUGACAGAAGUCCGCAGCUAGACAAAUCUCGUCCGUUCUUCAGUCGUCCCCCGUACAACCUUAUCAAGGUUCCUGCUUGAUCAAUUAUAACGAUUGUGUCGAUUCUGUCUGUAUACUCAAACAACAAGGCCUUAAGUCAUUUCCUCUUCUCUUUAUCGGACUUUUCUCAUCUCCGUGACGGCGGCGAUGGCAUCGCCCUCUGCUGCCACGGAGGUGAACUGCAAACCGUUAUAUUCCAGGUACUCGAAUUGUGAUACGUACGUGAAUUUCAAAGUACUCUCAGCUGUUUUCUAUUCCUUGCUAUAUGUGGUUCUGAGUUCUGCCCCGUCUUGUUGCGUAUCGAUCGUGUUUUUGUGUUGCGUGAAAUCACCGAGAAUGUACAGCAUGAAUAACUGAGCAUAUCUUGCAAAAUCUUUGCCUCAUUAUACAUGUUCCAGUUUUAAACACAAAAUACCUUCAGACGAUCACAGCCAGGACUACAGGGAGAACUAUUUGCUUUCAACUUCGUCUUUAAAAUGUAAAAAACCUACUUCACCAAGGUCAGUUCGAGCAAACAAACACCCAUCCUAAUGUGGGAUCAUUAAAACAGUUGGGAAAUCCAUCGGGGCCUUAUUAGUUGAGUUUGAAUGUAGAUAUUCAAUGACCAUCAAAGUGAUCACAUACCUUUGAAUACAUCUUACGUCGAUAGAUUUUGCCCUUUCUUACCCUGUGGUAUUGGAUUUGCUAAUAACUACUAAUCGUGAUUGCCUUCAUUUGGCUACAAAAGAACAACUUUUGGUUAAGUAGCGCUAGACCUCGUCCCGCAGGGUCAUGGUUUGAAAACUUGUGCAUUUCAACAGCAAAAUGUAUCUGGAUAUUUGAAACUCUCAUUGAAUGUAAUUAAACCUGCCUUCAAAUUCGCCACAUGGAUUUGGAUGAGAUAACAAGAUUCCCCGUUCGUUUAGAUACGGCAUCAUCAAAAGCCAAAUUUUUGUUGUUGGAAUUGUGAAGGCAGGAUGUUUUGAACUAAAUGUGGGGCUCAUUAACAUAUGAAAAAGUUGCAGGAUGAUAAUUAAGCAGAGUCUUUUUGAACAUUGGUUUGUUUUUCUGUUGGGGGAAUGGGGUCAGCUCAUGAAUCUGGUUCCGUUAUGGCAUUUCAACCUCUUGCAACACGAUACAUCAGGAAUUACUGCCUGUUUGCCAAAGCUGCGUCGUCAGCAAUGCAGGUGCGAACCCAAUAUCCGACGUCUGGAACAAACCACUUUGAGAAAUGAAACGCAAUCAUAAAUCUACGUUAAAAAAGCUGAAAAGUAAACAUCAGUGGUUGAAUUUUUUUGAUUUAGCACCUCUUGGUUGAAACCACGCCGUCAGGUUUACAUCUGAUUUUUCUAUACUGUGAGUAAAAGCCAAACGUACUGUGGGGGAAGUGGACUUAGCUUGGUCGCGUACAUACUGCCUGUAAGAUAACUCUGACUAUCGUUAAGUGCAACUGCCCACUGGGGUGUUUUUAGGUAGACUGGUGAAGACAGAGCUAACACUAACGACACCUCGGCCGAUAGCCAUAUAUCAGAAAUCGCCCGUUUCGUUUCGUACAGCAGAACUCAGAGCCAAAUGAGGCGCUUUGCGGUUUGUUUUCGUCGUGUGGUGAAACGGCAUACUCUUAAAAGCACCUGUAACUUGUGAGGAACGGAGCGGAGUGAGUGGAAAAAUAACUGUGGUGUUUUUUCAGUAGAUACAGUAGAAGAAAAUGUCUGUUUUAGAUCCAUAACUACAUUUCAGUCAAUGUUCUAGUUAUAAAAGAAGAAAAAGAAGAAGAAAAAACAUUUUGUCUCAGAUGAAUUAAUUCUAAUUUAUUUGUCGGUUUGUCUCUUUAUCCCAAAUGUUUUAAUCAAUUUUAUUGUAACAGACUUGUUUACAGUUUCAGAAAUAUAUGGAGUUUAUUAACGUGUCUGGAGAGCUUUGUGACUGACUGACUGGUUGAUUGGAUGACUGGUUAAUGGGCAACUGCUAUGCCUAGUCCUUAAUUCUAUAUAAAUAUAUAAAUAUAUUUUGUAUAAUUAUUGGACUGAAAUGUUUUCUUUUUAUUUUGUUUAAAUUAUUGUUUUAAUUCCGUUUUAAUGCGUUAAGUAGUUUGAGGGAGUCGUGAGAAUGAGUCUAAAACGCUGGCUGCAAUGAAGUGUUUUGUAUAUAUUUGCACCUUUUUUUUUUACUCUGUGCGAGGUUUUUGAAAGAUUGGAUUCUAACUUAAUGUUCAAAGGACAAGCAUGGUGUUUUUUUUUUUGUUGUUGUUUUUUUGUUCGUUUGUUUUUUUGCUAAUUAAAAGAUAUGUGGAUGAUGCUGUAUAUUUCUUGAAUGUUUUUUUUUUUUCAAUUGUUUUUUGUAUAUAUAAUCAUCUGCAAGGACUAUUUUGUCUCAAGAGCUUGAUGUUUUCAUUCAAAUAAAGACAAGUGUCUCAGUGAAACCUA
Molecule: messenger RNA, 9633 nt
Organism: Onychostoma macrolepis
Lineage: Eukaryota; Metazoa; Chordata; Actinopteri; Cypriniformes; Cyprinidae
Gene: plxna3
Product: plexin A3
Exons: 32
Coding region: 298-5976 (1892 amino acids)
Biological process (GO): regulation of cell shape; negative regulation of cell adhesion; positive regulation of axonogenesis
Cellular component (GO): semaphorin receptor complex
Molecular function (GO): semaphorin receptor activity; protein binding
Source: RefSeq, a predicted model, not a curated record